Molecule: messenger RNA, 1218 nt
Organism: Priapulus caudatus
Lineage: Eukaryota; Metazoa; Priapulida; Priapulimorpha; Priapulimorphida; Priapulidae
Exons: 7
Coding region: 1-963 (320 amino acids)
Source: RefSeq, a predicted model, not a curated record
AUGAUACGCAGAGCCGGAUGCGCGAAGGAGGACGGUGUCGUCGUCGACUCCCAAAACCACAAGCUCGGUCACGCCGUCGACUACCCGGCAAUGGGGUGUUCGCAGACGACUUGUCGAUGCGACACGGCCGUCAAGUACGAGUGCGGCUCCGGUAUGACAAUCAUCGGCACCGCCACGGCCAUCUGCAACUGCGAUAGCGGCUCAGGUCGCUGGAUCAACCGGCCGAAUUGCCGAGGCUGCCACAAGAUUGACCAAUCACGCAGCGACGACACGCGCGUGCUCACCUAUCCGCUAGCACCAGCUUGUAAUGAGAUCCACUGCGCAUGCGGCACGAACGUGACCGUGCGCUGCGACAGCAAGACAAGGAAACUGAGCGGGUCGCGCUGGAUGGUGUGCCGGUGUGCGGACACGACCCUCGACGCGUACUGGGAGCACGAGAACGGCACGGACGCGCGAUGCAUUGCAGACGGGUCCAACAAUAACGACAACGAUAGCAAAAACGAUGGUGGGGGUGGCAUCAAAGGUACAACGCUGGCAAUCUUACUGAGUCUGACAGGAAUCGUCGUCGUCGCUCUGGCAGCUGUCAUCGCCUUCAAGCUGUUCUACGUCAACGGGAACAACAGCGCCCCCUCGACUCCGGCCCCUCUGCCACCUCUGAGCCCCGACGCGUACGGUAAAAUGGACGCGUUUCCGUAUUACGAGAGCGUCGAUAACUACGAGGUACCCAUGUCAACCCUGUCGAAACCUAGAGGGGACGGGAAAGGUAGUGGGAGCAGCCACAGCGUGCUCGGCCGGGAGCGAAUGCCUCUUCCAGGAACUAAGCAGACUACAGAUACCCACGAUUACUUCACUCUGGAGUCGAAUGAUCAACCAAAUCCCGUGAACGACGAGUAUAACAUCACCAACGUCGCCACCGCCACUACUGACGCGGAAGAGGAGAAUCCGGUGAAAUCCAUCCUGUAAUUAAAGCAUCGGCUCAGACACGGGCAGUUUUGCCAUCUAAAUAAACCAAGCGAUGUACUAAUAGUUUGGUGUUUUCUUCCGAAUACGGGAGAUGUCGGACUCAUAGAGUUUUAACACAUUAAGGCCAAUUCACACAGAGCUACGCUCAUCCACGAUCCGCCCCACGCUCCAAAAAUUGCCCGGGCCGUGGUGAGUCGUGUGGUCUCGAGAGCGUGGCAAUUGGGCCCCAGCGGGCAGCGCGAUACUACGAUCUAA